AUGACAAUAAACUAUCACAAAGAGAUCAAAACUUCGCACACGUGGAAAUUUUUCGUAUUACUAUUCAGAUGGAAAGGUUCAAUCUGGAAGGCCAUUUACAUGGAGACCAUCAUAUUUCUGAUUUGUUAUGGAAUAAUAUCAGUUGUCUAUAGAACUGCAAUGAGUGAACCUAGUCAAAGAACAUUCGAAUCAGUUAUACGGUACUGCGACAAACGCUUGUCAUUCAUUCCAUUGGAAUUCGUCCUUGGGUUCUUUGUGACAAUAGUAGUCGACCGCUGGACAAAGCUUUGGAGAACUGUUGGAUUUAUUGAUGACGUUUGCCUUCUUGCAAACCUCUAUGUUCGUGGAACAUCUGAGAAAGCAAUAAUUUAUCGCCGGAAUAUUGCAAGAUAUUGUGCUUUAACCCAACUUUUGGUAUUUCGAGAUGUUAGCAUGAGAACUCGUCGAAGAUUUCCAACGAUGGAGACAGUUGUAGCGGCUGGAUUUAUGAGUAAAGAUGAGCUCGACUUGUAUAAUAGUUACACAACAAAAAAUAAUAGUAGACUCGGGAAAAAGUACUGGAUUCCGGCGAACUGGGCGCUUUGCAUGACUUACAAAGCACGUAAAGAUGGAUACAUCGAGAGUGACUAUUUCAAAGCUCAAAUGGAAGGAGAAAUCAGAACAUGGAGAACAAAUAUCGAAUGGGUGUGUAAUUAUGAUUGGGUACCAUUACCUCUGAUGUAUCCACAACUUGUAUGCCUCGCUGUCAAUUUGUACUUUUUGGUGUCAAUUAUUGCCAGGCAACUUGUCAUUGAGAAGCAUAAGAUGGUAGACGAAGUUGAUGUCUAUUUCCCUGUUAUGACUUUUCUCCAGUUCAUUUUCUAUAUGGGAUGGCUCAAAGUAAUUGAAGUUAUGCUGAAUCCAUUUGGAGAAGAUGAUGACGACUUUGAGACCAAUGCGUUAAUUGAUAGAAAUAUAACGAUGGGACUCAAGAUGGUGGAUAACACAAUGAAAACCCCGGAACUUCUAAAGGAUCAGUUUUUCGACGAAGUCCUGGUCUCCUUGCUAUAUUCUGAAGAAUCAUCUCAAAUUUCAAAUUAUCAUUAUCACGGUUCAACGUCCGAAGUCCAUCUGGAACAAAAAUGUAGCUCUGUUCGAAUGAUACCUCACUCACAAUCAGAAUAUACUUUGAAGCAUAUGAGAAAGCAAACCCUUAGCAGAAGUGUCUUACCUGAUGUGAAUGAAAAUGAAAGGUGGAAGAUCCCAACGAGUUUGGAGAAAUUUUAGAAUAAAUAUUUGAUUAUUUAAA
Caenorhabditis elegans is the source of this 1288-nucleotide messenger RNA. It is a transcript of the gene best-2, whose product is annotated as Bestrophin homolog 2. Gene Ontology annotation, biological process: transmembrane transport. The coding region runs from base 1 to 1266 and encodes 421 amino acids. Gene Ontology annotation, cellular component: plasma membrane. The record is from RefSeq and is marked reviewed. Gene Ontology annotation, molecular function: chloride channel activity. The transcript is spliced from 4 exons. Lineage: Eukaryota; Metazoa; Nematoda; Chromadorea; Rhabditida; Rhabditidae.